UGGCAUUUCUGCAUUAGCUGGAGUGUGUCGAGGGAGAUCGUGGGAUCGUUGCUGUUACGUGCUUAUUUUCCUGUGUAGCUUUGUUCGGGUUUUUGUUCGCUAUGGCGGUUUCUCUAGUUGCGGGGGGCCAUGUUGGUGGUCGCGUAGUCAUGGCUUUCGAGAUGCGUGAUCUUCGAGACUUCCGCAUGGGUCGUGAGUUUACGUUCACAGGAGCAGUUUCAUGGCACGAGAUUCGUCAUUACGAGAUCGAUGCGCGGGGGGAGUUGUCCUUGCAUCUAGUGGUUGGGUUGGGCUAUGACGGGGAGUAUUUGCGUGACGUCAUUGUGUACGUGACGAAGGUGCACAAUAAUGUUCCAGAUCGCCACGUUGGUGCCGGCGUGGACAUCGUCGAGUGUAUGGUGUCUGGGUACAUGGGUGUGGAUAAGGGGUUAUAUUCGCCCGGGGCGGAGGCAGGGAUGGUGGUGGGGAGGUUGCUAUGGGUGUCUGGGAAAUCCGAGGUUAUGGUUAAUUAUGGCGGAGGGGGGGUCGUGGGGAUAUUGAUAGGAGUGCAUCGUAGCAGGUCGAGGGUGUUUAAUCAGGAUUACAAGUCUAAAGGUCGCGUGUUUGGUGCGCUAGGCACAUGCUUUGGCCGGAAGGGUUGGGGUUAGUGUGUGUAUUUUUGUGAUUAUAGCUCAGAUAUGGGGUCUGUAGCAGAUGGUCUGCGUACCGUUGGCUAGGCGGGAAUUCU
Molecule: messenger RNA, 727 nt
Organism: Chara braunii
Lineage: Eukaryota; Viridiplantae; Streptophyta; Charophyceae; Charales; Characeae
Source: the annotation of a GenBank genome assembly